Entelurus aequoreus (snake pipefish) is the source of this 1129-nucleotide messenger RNA. RefSeq names its product progesterone receptor-like. Gene Ontology annotation, biological process: regulation of DNA-templated transcription. The transcript is spliced from 2 exons. The record is from RefSeq and is a predicted model, not a curated record. Lineage: Eukaryota; Metazoa; Chordata; Actinopteri; Syngnathiformes; Syngnathidae. Gene Ontology annotation, molecular function: DNA-binding transcription factor activity; zinc ion binding; sequence-specific DNA binding. Bases 326 to 1129 code for a protein of 267 amino acids.
UUGUAUCCAGGAAAGUUGACAAACUUAACGUGACGUCAUCGACAAGUCAUGUUUUCAAAGGUUGGAAUGGCGAGCAUGGGCUGGGCGGAGCUUGAUGCUUCCUGACGUCUGAUUGGCUGUCAGCCUUCUUUAAAGUCCCUCCCCAGGAGAGUCUUGUUGUCUCCGUGAAGCGCGGACUUCAUUUCCCGGGAAGGACGAGCAAAGAUCGGCCAUGACGUCAACAAUCGGCAGGAAGAAGUCGACUCUUCGGUGAUCCUCCUUCACCUGUCAGCAGGAGGACCACGUGGUGCUCUUUACGCGCAGCCGCUUUACGCAGGACUUUAGGAUGAGCAGAGCCGGUGACGUCAUGGAGGGGAGCUACGCGGAGCCGCAGUCGUCCUACGGAGACUCCGCGGCGUCUUCCGGCGGCGGCGACGUCUUCCCGGCCUGCAGCCUGCUGGACACUCCACACCUGUUGGAGCGUGCAGGUGACGUCACGCCCUGGGAGCACCUGGCCAAAGUCCAGGGCACAGGUGUGUCCGCGCCGGAGAGUCUGGCUCAGAGUCAGGGCGGCGCGGGUUCGAGUCUGGUGGCGGCGUGCAAGUUCAUCAAGGACGAGGAGGAAAGUUCCGUCAUCAUGGAGGCGCCUUGUCCGGAAGUCCUGGACACCUGCCGGAAGCAGAGCCAGUUCGGCUUCGGUGAUCCGGAGUUUGCCCCGGUGUGUGCCAGAGCCUCCCAGCCGGUCUUUGUGCACCAGGCGGACGGCAAGGGGAGCCUGCACCUGGACGCACACCUGGCCGUGUACAAGGGCGACCUUCCCCGCUGGCAGGUGCCCGUCAGUCCCGCUGAGGCGCACUUCUGGUGCCAGCCUGCGGAGGAACACUUCUCUCAGGGAGUCCACGGCCAGGUCCACAGCCAGGUCCACAGCCAGGUCCACAACCAGGUCCACAACCAAGUCCACAGCCAGGUCCACCAGCAGGUCCUCCACCACAGGACACAGACACCUUUCAGCGCCUUUCAUGGAUUGCCCCCUCAGAGGUCAUGUGUGAUCUGUGGAGACGAAGCGUCAGGUUGUCACUACGGAGUUGUCACCUGCGGCAGCUGCAAGGUCUUCUUUAAACGAGCAGUCGAAGGUAAUCAACCUUUUUAA